Aspergillus nidulans FGSC A4 is the source of this 2427-nucleotide messenger RNA. Its product is annotated as putative transcription regulator BDF1. Lineage: Eukaryota; Fungi; Ascomycota; Eurotiomycetes; Eurotiales; Aspergillaceae. The record is from RefSeq and is a predicted model, not a curated record. Gene Ontology annotation, biological process: regulation of gene expression. The transcript has 3 exons. Bases 1 to 2427 code for a protein of 808 amino acids.
AUGGCGACGCCGCCUCCUGAGGCACCCUCUGUUCUAAAAGAGGGAAAGCCUCAACUGCCGCCGUCGCCAAAUGGAGACUCAUCUUCUGACUUCGAUCGCGCAGGUGUACAGCCUCCGGUGACUGACUCCAUUCCGAUCCCGCCGACCGACGGAGCUAAAACAACUGAGAAAGAUGCCAAGAAUAUUAGUAUGAAUGGUCAUGCCUCUGGGCAGGAGAAUGGUAUCGUGAACACCGCUUCCCCUCCCAAGUCACCUGCGCCUCCAGCCACAACCACCAGCAUCGCACAAGAUGGACCAGUUGCUGGGAACUCAGCGGUAGAUGACAAACCAGCCACUCCUGGCAACGUGCCGAAACAGCCGACCAACGGCGCUGGUGCAGACGACAAUAGCUCCAAGGCCACACCCUUGUCGCAAAGCAUCCCGCAAGAUUCAUCCGCUACACCAGCUGGUGUGCAGUCACCACAAAGCACUGCUGCGGUCAAAACCGAGCUUCCUCAUCAUCCCCAUGCUGCUGUGCAGCCCGAAAAACCUUCCACCGUAGAUGUUUCCUCUGCAGCAAACGCGCAACCUUCGCCAGCUAUUGACCAGGAGAUGCGGGAUGCACCCGCUUCACCAACGAAGCUCUCGAGGGAGCGCGAGGUUGAACCGAACGAUGAACCUUCCGCGAAGCGUACGAAGAUCGAUACUCAAGGAUCCGCCGAACUCAAGGCUCCGGAAUUACCAACACCAGUCACAGAUACACCAAUGACUACGGGAAAUGGUGACGGCCCUCUCACAAGGGUACAGCAUAGGUUCCUUGUCAAAGCCAUUCAAAGUCUGAAGCGUCUGCACGACGCGCGGUUCUACAAGGAGCCCGUUGAUCCCGUCAAAAUGGCUAUUCCGACUUAUUUUGACGUCAUCAAGGAGCCAAUGGAUUUGGGUACCAUCGAACAGAAACUGAAGAACAAUGUGUACACGUCACCGCAGAGCGUUUUCAACGAUUUUGAGCUUAUGGUUCGGAAUGCGCACGUUUUCAAUGGACCCGAUCACAUUGUCUCCGUUGAGGGUAAAAGGCUCCAAGCCACAUUCGAGAAGCAGAUGCUGAAUCUGCCCAAGGCUGACGAAGUGGAGGAAAAGAAGCCUAAGAAAGCUGCGUCGUCCAAAACCUCUAACGCUCGUCGAGAUCCUCGGCCGUCAGCUGGAUCGAAUGCAGUACGUCCAACAGGUGGAUCACCCCAGGCUACAACUUUUGCCUUGGGACCCGAGGGACUGCCUCUUAUUCGGAGAGAUUCUACGAAUGCCGAUGGCCGCCCCAAGCGUUCCAUCCACCCUCCCAAGCGCGACCUGCCAUAUUCAACAAAGCCAAAAAAGAAGAAGUUCCAAUGGGAGCUAAAGUUUUGUCGAGAAGUCCUCGAUGAAUUACAUAAGACCAAACACUACUCGUAUGCUUUCCCGUUUUAUUACCCUGUGGACCCGGUCGCCUUGAACAUUCCCACAUACCACAGCAUCAUUAAGAAGCCCAUGGAUCUUUCCACUGUCAGCUCCAAACUUAAUACCGGUCAGUAUGAGAAUGCGAAAGAGUUUGAGAUGGACAUACGCCAGAUCAUGAAGAAUUGCUUCAAGUUCAAUCUUAAAGGCGAUCCCAUUUACAUGGCCGGUGAGAAGUUAGAGGAAGUUUUCAAUGCCAAAUGGGCACAGAAGGAAAGUUAUCUAGCAGCUCACGAACCUCCUCCGGAGCAACACAGUGCAGCCUCAUCCUCGGAAGAAAGUGAUGAAGACGAGGAAGGGAGUGACGAUGAGGAAGAUGAAGCGAUCAACAGACUGAAGCAACAGAUUGCCGAUAUGUCUCAGCAGCUGGAAGCGAUGACCCAAAAGAAGAAGAAGACUCCACCGAAGAAGGCAAAGUCGAAAAAGAAGGAUAGCAAAAAGGUUGGGGCUACUGGCGCUGGCAGAAAAGACAAGAAAGGUGGCGGGAAGUCAUCGAAGCCCGAGAAACCACGCUAUGUCUCGUACCAUGAUAAACAGAUUAUUUCAAACGGAAUCAGCAGUCUUCCUGAUAAGAAAAUGCAGGAGGCACUCAAGAUCAUUCAGAGUAACGUUCCGGCUCUUAAGGGUACACAAGAGACUGAAAUUGAGCUCGACAUUGAUGAACUUCCCAAUGAUGUUCUUUGGAUGCUGCUCAAGUUCGUGAAGAAAAACGCACCUCAUGUAGUUGAGGAGGACGAGGCCUCCUCGCCAGUUGCCCCCAAUGCUGCACCACCCAAACCGAAGAAGAACAAGCCCAUGAGCAAGUACGAACAGGAAGCUCAGAUUAAUAUGCUCGAAAGCAACCUCUCACGCUUCCAAGGGGGUGGGCACGGUCGCUCUCCCGAACCAGUUCCUUCACUCGAGGCCAAUGAUAGCAGUGGUGACUCUGAGGAUGAUUCUGAAGAAAGCGAAGAAGAGUAA